AUGGCUCUAGAAGAAGAACUUUGGGGAAUCAAAUCUAGGACUGAUUGGUUAAUUCAAGGUGAAAGAAACACUACCUUCUUUCACCUUUCCACUCUUAUCCGGAGAAGCGGGAAUCGUAUUACUCGAAUUAUGAAAGAAGAUGGUUCCUGGGAAGAGAACAUUGAGAGGGUGAAAGAUAUUUUUACCAAUGGUUUUGAUAAACUGUAUAAAACUGAGCAAGUUAUGUGUCAUAGAGGUCCCAGCCAAAUCCCUAUUUGGGGAAACUGUCUGUUGGCUUCAGAAGCACAAAAUUUGGCUGCUAACCCUACGGAUGCUGAGAUUUUGUUGAAAUACCUUAUGCCGACCCUAGUAUCAACUUCCCAAACAGCAUUCAUAUCUAGAAGACGAGGCACAGAUAAUGUGAUUAUAGCCCAGGAGUUGGUCUACACUAUUGAAAGAAAGAAAGGGAAGGUAGGAUUCAUGAUAUUAAAAAUCGAUUUGGAAAAAGCGUAUGAUAGAUUAGAGUGGAGCUUUGUGAGAAGUAUGUUAGUGAGCUUGGGGUUCCAUCCAGAUACUGUGGAGUUAAUCCUUAGCUGCAUUUCCUCUACUUCGGCUUCCUUACUCUUCAAUGGGAGUCGGAUUGGGGAGAUUUUCCCGUCCCGCGGUCUAAGGCAAGGAGACCCAAUAUCCCCUUACAUUUUUAUUAUAUGCAUGGAGUUUUUGAACACCCUUAUCAAUCGGAAGUGUGAAGAGGGAAGUUGGAAAAAGAUUAAAGCUUCUCGCAGUGGUCCGGGCUUCUCACAUACUUUCUUUGCCGAUGACUUUUUACUUUUUGCCAAAACUGAUGAGAGUAAUAUUGAAGCUAUAGUCGAUGUGCUUGAUGAAUUUUGCAAUCUCACGGGUCUUAAAAUCAGCAAAGCAAUAUAA
This is a messenger RNA of Quercus robur (English oak), 906 nucleotides long. RefSeq lists its product as uncharacterized. Lineage: Eukaryota; Viridiplantae; Streptophyta; Magnoliopsida; Fagales; Fagaceae. The coding region runs from base 1 to 906 and encodes 301 amino acids. The transcript is spliced from 2 exons. The record is from RefSeq and is a predicted model, not a curated record.